Molecule: messenger RNA, 530 nt
Organism: Theileria equi strain WA
Lineage: Eukaryota; Apicomplexa; Aconoidasida; Piroplasmida; Theileriidae
Exons: 3
Coding region: 17-487 (156 amino acids)
Source: RefSeq, a predicted model, not a curated record
ACUUAACAAAUAAAUUAUGCGUAAACCAACACCAGAACUUUCCAUAUCUGAAAUUCAGAAGGAAAUUGAGCGCUUUAGCGAAAGCGAGGAUUCCGAAGCUCCCAGUGAUGAAUCUUCCCAUGAUAAGCAAACAUAUGAUGCAAGCUUUACUGAAGUAAAUAAAUUGACCUCCGAUGAAGAAGCUGAAGUUGAUUUGAAUGAUCUAACAUCGCUAUUGACCAAAUCGAAAAGGAAGGCAGAGGAUAAUGUGCAGGACAUAGACACUCUCAUGCUCAAGACAAAAUUCGACAUAAAAAGAGAUAGUAGAGCGAAUGAUAUCAAAAAGAAAAAAGUUGCGGAACUCAUGAAGCAUCAAGCUAAUCGUGAACUGAGCAAUUCAGAAGAAACAUAUUCAUCUAAAGCUUGGCACGUUCCUCUUCUCGAAGUACCAAAGCCAGAACCACCGAAAAGCGCCAAGAAUAAAAAAUCCAGAUCCGUGCAAAAAUAAAUUACAAUGCUAGGCCGUAGCCACAGUUUCUAACGUUAGCUGU